AUGCGCCGCAGUCUAAUCCCCAACCCACCUCGUCCCUACCUCUUCCCCAUCCAAUCCAUCCUUCAACCCGCCUCAAUCAUAACCCCAACCGCCCUACGCAUCCAGCUCAAAAACGAUAGUCAUGAAACACAACAUCAACAGUCACAAUACCACCAAACCGCCUCGAACGGCACCAAGAAGGAGCCCAAAUUCCAAGAAUGGAAGGGCUCCUCCACGCAAGACCACGCCAUAAACCGCGCGUCCAGAAACGACAUCACAGACCCCGAAGUCGAGGGGGUAGCAAGCGGGAGGGAAGAGCGGAAGCAGAACGCUAGCGUUGCAGAUGCUACUAAGAGUAGUGCUACAACGGAGAGGGAUCUGGGACAGAAUGCGAAGAAAGCAAAGCAGGAGUUUCCAAAGGCUCCGGAGCCGGUUAUUGGGAUGAGUGAUGAGAGAGGACAGAAAGGUCAUUGA
This is a messenger RNA of Talaromyces atroroseus, 453 nucleotides long. RefSeq lists its product as hypothetical. Lineage: Eukaryota; Fungi; Ascomycota; Eurotiomycetes; Eurotiales; Trichocomaceae. The coding region runs from base 1 to 453 and encodes 150 amino acids. The transcript is spliced from 2 exons. The record is from RefSeq and is a predicted model, not a curated record.